GACUGAUUCAAAUCAGUGCAUCUGCUGAUCUUCGUGUAAUCAAAUACGUCGAACCAAACACCACACCACAACCUUUAGACCUCACCAUCAUCACACGAGGAAAAACAGCUACAUCAUCUAAACAUCGUCAAUCAGUGUGUCACGCCACAAGGGAGUACCGAUUUAAUACGACCAUGCACCCUGCAGUCGGGUCUGCUUCUGUAUACAAUGGCUUUGCAGAUACUGCGCAUGCCCGCACAGCUAGGGAUAUUGAAUUUGGCGGUGCUGUGGGAAUUUAUGGUGUGCCCAUGACUACCGGAAAAAGAUGCAUGCUGGUAGUAUUUUCUGACAUUGUUUGUUGGUGUAUGCCUUCAACAAAUGCCACUCCGCCAUCAUUUGAUGAACUCACUCGAUUCGAAAUAGAAACCGGCAGCACGAUGGAAUUGGUCAAGGUAUUUGGUGGUGGUGGAGAUAAAAGAUUGAAAGUCACGGCAGAAUGUCUUCCUGUUCUAGACGGUGAUGCAAGACUAAAUGAGAAAUACUCGAUCAUGCGACUAGGUGAUGAUCGAGGAGUUUUGUAUGUCAAAGGCGUAACAAGUGAGAUUAUAUCGUGGGUGGAUGCAAUCCAUCGUAUGGACUAAAAGAUCCUCUUUUGUUUUCAGCCGUGCUCAUAUAAAACGGAACACUUGUAUUUAUCCUUGAAUAAACGAUAGCUGACUAU
Batrachochytrium dendrobatidis JAM81 is the source of this 700-nucleotide messenger RNA. RefSeq lists its product as uncharacterized. The transcript has a single exon. NCBI's taxonomy places the organism in Eukaryota, Fungi, Chytridiomycota, Chytridiomycetes, Rhizophydiales. The coding region runs from base 174 to 620 and encodes 148 amino acids. The record is from RefSeq and is a predicted model, not a curated record.